CCUUCAGUUUUGAUACAUUGUUCGACAUAACAACACCACAUUCCCUCCACUCCCAAAACCCAAACUCAAAUACAAUAUUCAACAAAAAAUAUUCAGUAUAUUUAUUUAUUUUUUUUUUUUUCAAAAACCAAAAUAAAAUACAUUUUUUUUUUAAUUUGAAAAAAAACUACAAAAACGAAAAGUGAAAAACGUAAAAGUAUCGGGAAAGUGUGCGAAUCGGGAAACGUGAAUCAGGAUAAGGGCCAAUGAAUUUAAUGCGUCGGCAGCCCAGGCUUCAGUUGAUACGUGCGGUGUGGAAGGAGGGCCAGGGUCAGCUGGGCGCAUCGGUGCUGGGUACACCGGUGUCGACCAGGUGGCCGCCUCUCCAGUAUGUGCCCCAACCCGUUUCCGGUACUGCGGCGCCUAUGUCCACCACAUCAUCGUUAUCCAACGCCGCCGCCAUAUCCCCAGUAUCCGCCGUAUCCGUGGUAUCCGCAUCCGCACUAUCCCGACCCCGAGACACGCAAAAAAGAGUCCAAAGAGCAGGAGCAGGAGUCGGACCAGGAAGUGAGAGAGGACAAGGAGGAGCAGGAGGACUCCAAGGAUCCAGGACAGCCCCCGGAAGAACCAUCACAAGAGGAGCCUCCACCUCAGGAAAGGCCGGAGGAAAUGCACCACCGUCCAGAGGAGCCGCAAUGGGUGGGGGAUCCAGCCCCCCGCCCCCCGCCAAGUCCGAUGGAGGAAGCGCCCCGCCCGCCGCCAAGUCCGGUGGAGGAAGCGCCUCGCCCGCCGCCAAAACGGAUGGAGGUGGAAAGGAUAAAGGAAAACCACCCGGCGCCGCCCCCCCAGCCGGAGGAAAACCCGCACCUCCACCACCCCCACCAGCGGCCUCCAAGCCGCCGCGUAUGAAGAGCUUCGAGAUCUAUCGAUGGAAGCCGGGUGAUCAGCCCCAGACCCAGACCUACCAAGUGGAUCUGGAACAGUGCGGCCCCAUGGUUCUGGAUGCCCUAAUAAAGAUCAAAACCGAUUUGGAUCCGACGCUUACAUUCCGGCGCUCGUGCCGCGAAGGUAUCUGCGGAUCCUGUGCCAUGAACAUCAAUGGCACCAAUACCCUGGCGUGUGUGGCGGCCAUCGAUCAGAACGAGUCUAGAUGCUGUCGCAUCUAUCCGCUGCCACAUCUCUAUGUGAUAAGGGAUCUCGUGCCAGAUCUCACCCAGUUCUACGAACAAUACCGUUCCAUACAGCCCUGGCUGCAGCGCAAGAAUAUGAAACACGAGGCGGGCACGGCACAGUAUCUGCAAUCCGUGGAGGAUCGCAGUGUUCUAGAUGGAUUGUACGAGUGCAUCCUGUGUGCCUGCUGUCAGACAUCGUGUCCAUCGUAUUGGUGGAACAGUGACAAGUACCUGGGACCCGCCGUUCUCAUGCAGGCCUACCGAUGGGUCAUAGAUUCCAGGGACGAGGCCACGGAGCAGCGCUUGGGCUUUCUAAAGGAUCCAUGGAAACUUUACAGAUGCCACAGCAUCAUGAACUGCACCAACACCUGUCCGAAAAACCUGAACCCCGCCCGGGCGAUCAUCGCCCUGAAACAACUCUGCGUGGGGCUUAAGAAAAAGGAGAAGCCCCAGAUGAAGACAGACGCCCUAUUCCAGGGCAAAUAACUAAUACACUCAAAACUCGCCCAACAACUCAUGCGGAGGGAAACAUAUUUUAGAUAUAUAAGGUACACUGCCAAAUAUUUGGAAUACUAAAAAAAAGUCAUAUAACGUCAGGGACGACGACAGGGACUUUUAAACACAUUUAUGGUUAUUACGAACAUGAAAAACAUUGAGAACAUUAUUUACAUGAAGAAAAAACGUCACCAACCAUCAGACACACACACAAUGAGGCUGAUAAUUACGGCAUAACGUUAUGGGACUACAUUCAAAAUCAAUUCUGAUUGAACUUAAAACAGAGCGCUACACUCAACACACCACUCAACACACCAAUGCUACCGAAUGUGCAGAAAGCUUGCCCAACGCCCCGCCCCAUUUGCUAUUUGGAAUGAUGUUUCGAAGCUCGUCACCAUCGUCUAGAAAUUUGGACAAUGGGAACAUAACUACAUAUGUACAUAUCUGAUUGGAAACGAGGCUUCACAAUUAACACUAAAGCGUCCUGAUUUGUCUUGAUUUCAACAAAGCCAAAACCUGCACACUUUACUUGAUGAAUGCUACUACAAUAUGGAUGGAUACCAAUGGAUCGAUUUUAAGUACUUGAUCCAAAUAUGGGCUGUAUAUCUUUAAGAAACAAGAGCAAUAAAUAAAAUGCAGAACUGCGAAUGCAAAA
Messenger RNA from Drosophila bipectinata, 2301 nucleotides. RefSeq names its product Succinate dehydrogenase, subunit B (iron-sulfur)-like (gene SdhBL). The record is from RefSeq and is a predicted model, not a curated record. Gene Ontology annotation, cellular component: mitochondrial membrane. Gene Ontology annotation, molecular function: electron transfer activity; 2 iron, 2 sulfur cluster binding. Lineage: Eukaryota; Metazoa; Arthropoda; Insecta; Diptera; Drosophilidae. Gene Ontology annotation, biological process: respiratory electron transport chain; tricarboxylic acid cycle; aerobic respiration.